This is a messenger RNA of Rhodotorula graminis WP1, 606 nucleotides long. RefSeq lists its product as uncharacterized. Gene Ontology annotation, biological process: translational termination. Bases 1 to 606 code for a protein of 201 amino acids. NCBI's taxonomy places the organism in Eukaryota, Fungi, Basidiomycota, Microbotryomycetes, Sporidiobolales, Sporidiobolaceae. Gene Ontology annotation, cellular component: mitochondrion. Gene Ontology annotation, molecular function: translation release factor activity. The record is from RefSeq and is a predicted model, not a curated record. The transcript is spliced from 5 exons.
AUGGACCCCAGAUCAGCUCCUGAUCCGCCGUCGGGCGAGCGGCCCCGCCCAAAGGGCAAGGCCAAGACGCAGCCAAAGCCCCGCAGGCGCAAGGAGCUGCCGGAGCUCAGGGAGGAGGACCUUGAAGAGUCGUUCGUCCGAGGCUCCGGUCCCGGCGGGCAGGCGACGAACAAGACGUCCAACGCGUGCUCCUUGAUCCACCGCCCAACCGGCCUGCGCGUCCACUGCCACGAGACGCGCUCGCGCGAAUCGAACCGCAAGCUCGCACGCCGGAUCCUGCGCGACAAGCUCGACCAGCUCCUGAGCCCGCCUGGCGAGUCGGCAAAGGACCUCGAGGCGGAGCGCGAGCGGAGGAAGAAGGAGGCCAAGCGGCGCAAGGCCAAGCGCAAGGCGGACGACAAGCGUGGGGCCAAGGCGCAGGGUCAGGACGGAGAACGAGAAGAGGACGAGGGCGCCGAGGACGAGUGGGACGCCGAGGGCGAAACCGGGGAGGCGGUUCCGAGUCGAGGAGGGUCGAAGUCGCUCGCCCCGUUCGCGUUCACCGCCUUGUUCGUCCGCUGCCUCGAAGUCGCGCUCUCAGUCGUCCCUCGCACCCUCCCCUCGUAG